UUGGAAAUCAUUAAAAACAAUGCCCCACUUGACCUUGCUGAAAGUUGGUCUGGCAGUACCUGUCACUUAAAGACCAAGAACGGUCCAAUGACCAUUCACGGUUCACUUUCAGCCACAGAUACCAUCCUGUUGGAGAACGCAAAUGGUGCUAUUACAGUGGAAGGCCAUCUAUUUGCUACGGAUACAAUCAAAGUCAAAUCUACCAACGGUGUCUUUGCAGUUCAAGGAGAGUCCAUCAUUGCCAAUUUUCUUGAUGUCGAAAUCACCAACGCUCCCAUUCGCAUUCAUAGCUUUAUUCAGGCACCUCGUGUCAGUCUCAAGACAAAGAAUGCACCCAUCAAUUUGGGAAAUGUCUCGGUCGGUAAAGAAUUAAUCGUAAAAACAUCCAAUGCACCCAUGGAUAUUCAUAUCUUGGAUAUCGCUAAUGGAUCUGCUACUAUUUCAAUCGAAUCAUCGAAUGCACCUGUCAAUGUUUAUUUACCCAGCACAUUUUCCGGUCACUUUAGUGUUAAAUCCAAUAGUACUGGUUCAGCCAACGUAGUAGCGAAAUCAACAGAACGAUCUUCCUUGCAUUAUGAAACCAAUGAAAAAUCAACGAAAAAAGGUACCUGCAAGAACUUGGGAAACAAGUCAAAUAUCAACAUCGAAAUCAAAACUUCCAAUGCUGAUGCUACAUUGUACAUUUAA
Molecule: messenger RNA, 687 nt
Organism: Mucor mucedo
Lineage: Eukaryota; Fungi; Mucoromycota; Mucoromycetes; Mucorales; Mucoraceae
Exons: 1
Source: RefSeq, a predicted model, not a curated record